This is a messenger RNA of Musa acuminata subsp. malaccensis (wild Malaysian banana), 1017 nucleotides long. The record is from RefSeq and is a predicted model, not a curated record. Lineage: Eukaryota; Viridiplantae; Streptophyta; Magnoliopsida; Zingiberales; Musaceae.
UCCCCCUCUUACAUACACACACAUCUCCUGCUCGCCUUUAGGUGCAACAAUGGCGACGUCCUUCUUCCUCUGGUCCUCAGCGCGGCACAAGGCCGACGAAGGCGGAGAAGGCAGCGCCGCGGAGACCAACACUUCCUCUGCCGAAGCUCCGGCGGGGAAGGCCAAGGGUCGGAAGGGCGGAGCGGGGGCCAAGGCGGCAGCGCCGAAGCGCCCGCCUCAGAGGGGCCUCGGCGUCGCCCAGCUCGAGAGGCUCCGCCUCCAGGAGCGCUGGAAGAAGAUGACGGAGCUCGAACCCGCUCGCGACGGCAUUCUUCCGCUCCACCUUCACCAACUCACCCCCGUCGCCGGGGCUGUGUAUGGCGCCCCCAUCGUCUACUCGGCCGGGCAGCCCCUCGACGGAUACCUCACCCGUUACCGCCAGAUUGUCCAUGGGCCGGUAGCUUACGGCGGAGCGGCUGCCGGAACCGUCGCCCGGUCCGUGCUGGACGAUCAUCACGGGCUGGAUCGGUACCGGAAGGCGACGGCCGGGGACGCCAGAUUCCACGUCGGGAGUCCGUUUCCAGAGCCCCCUUCAAGCCAAAAUCCGCAAUGCCUCUCCGACCCGUGCGAGUUCUGCGCCAGAAAGAAGCGCCUCUUCGGCAACAAACUAUCUGACAACCUGGCCACCGGUGCGGAUUACUUCGAGAUGGACCUCGCUGCUGCCAUGGCGGUCGAUCUGGGAAAGCCGGCGGGCGAGAAGGAGAGGGAGGUGAUCAAGGAGUUCGAGUUCUUCCCGCCGAGCAGCCUAAGCGUAUCCAACGGCGACGGUUCCCCCGAGCUCGCUGAUCGCACGGCUGGUGAUGCUUCCUCUUCCUCCGCCGCUGCAGCUUCUUCUACUCUCCUCGAUCUCUCGCUCAAGCUUUCCAUAUAAUCAAAGCAAGUGUGACUCUUCUUUUCCUUUUAAUUACUGUUCGUUAGAAUCAUUGGAAGACCUUCAUGUUACUUUUGUUGAGCAAGUAGCUAGUUAGUUUUUUGGUA